Messenger RNA from Fusarium redolens, 1898 nucleotides. RefSeq lists its product as uncharacterized. The record is from RefSeq and is a predicted model, not a curated record. The transcript is spliced from 3 exons. NCBI's taxonomy places the organism in Eukaryota, Fungi, Ascomycota, Sordariomycetes, Hypocreales, Nectriaceae. The coding region runs from base 436 to 1536 and encodes 366 amino acids.
GUAAAUCUUAGCUAAGUUACCUUGUUAUGUCUAUAGUGAGAGCCCUUGAGUAGUAUCGGAUCAGUUCCGGCUUGAUCCCGCCUUCUUUAUUCACGUCAUUAAAAACGCGCUUCUACGCGUCGCAACGCGUCAAAGCCUCAUGACGUCGCAACUCCACCAACUCCAUCACCAAGCGAGAAUAACCGUUCGAUGACCUAACAUCCCGAAUACGAAUUCCUUCCGACAACUGAACUGAUCUUGACCAAUCUUAUCAAUCUCAUCAGCUCAUCUCUCCAUCUCCCAAGGUCCAAAUGUCUCAGCUGAAGAGUCGGUGAACAGAGGCGAAACCUUGUUCCGCUCCGCUCCUUACCCCACAAACCGUAUGUUCCCUCAGACCAUUUAUCAACUCGUUCCUGCAACACGCGACACAACAUUCACCUGCACACGAUCAUCAGAAUGGCCAAUCUGGGCGUUUUCGCGGUCGCUACGGCACUCGUCGUUCUUAUCCUCACGUACGGCGUACCCCUCUUUCUGAAAGAGUACUUCCCCUGGCAGAGUCUGUACAAACAGCGGCAUGGAAGACCUACCGUGACUACAAAAUCGUACAAAGGGCGAACGGCGCUCAUCACCGGUGCGAAUGGAGCGUUUGGAUCUCGGGCAGCCAAGAUCUUUGCGCAGAGAGAUGUUGAGACGCUUGUGCUCGUUGAUGUGAGGGAUUGCAGUGGUGUGAAGGAGGAGAUUGAGAAGGAGUUGGGUGAAGCGGGCAAACCGGUGCCCAAGAUUUUGGUCUGGCAGGCUGAUUUGAUGACGUUCAAGGGAUGCCAGGAACUUGGGAGGAAGGCCAAGGAUUUGGAGCAUCUUGAUCAUGUUUUGAUGACUGCGGGAAUUCUGGCGUUUAAUCGUCGUGAAUCGCCUGAGGGCUGGGAAACUUCCAUCCAAGUCAACUUCCUUUCUGGUGCUCUCCUCUCUCUUCUGUUCCUCCCUCUCCUCAAAUCCUCCCCCUCCAACCCCUCCCCUCCCGUUCUCACCUUCGUAACAACCUUUGGCAUCUACCCCUCCUCCUUCACAAUGGGCGUGCCCAAGAAAGGCUCUUACCUCAAGAAACUCAGCAACAAUAAGGAAGGCAUGGAACAAGCUCAUCAAUACGGUCGCUCCAAGGGUCUUCUUCUCUACUGGGCCCGCGAACUCGCCUCUCGAGUCUCUGCUAUUCAAGCAACAGAGAAACUUCCCCGCAAAGUCACCAUCAACAGCGCUGAUCCGGGUUCUGCGUGGACACCUCUUACGAAUCCUAACCAGGCGAAGCUUAUUCCACGGUUGAUUAUGAACUUUGGAGCGAGAGAUCCGCAGAUUUGUGCUACGGCUUUGGUCAAUGGUGUUUCGGCGACGGAGGACGCUCAUGGCAAGAUUAUACAGGAUUUCGAUACUGCUGACUACCCCCCUUUCAUGGUGAGGAAGAGUGGUCGUGCUGCUCAGGCGCGUGUUUGGGAGGAGACGAGGGAGGAGCUUGAGGCGAAGGUUCCAGAGGUCAAGGCCAUCUUUGACAUGUUGGACCAGUAAAACCUCUGCGAUCAUCAGAUUACGACAGCAUUGGGAUCAGUGUUGCGUGUUGAGGCCAAGCAAUGGGGAGGCGAUGAAGUGUAAACUGGUAUAAUGGUCUGAUGGGGUAAUAAUCCGCGGGAGACCGAAAGGCAUUGCGCGUAUCGUUAAAGGGCCUGGCGGUGAUUCGAUGAGCAUGGGAAUAUGGUCUUGCUAGCGCUAGCACACCUGAAGCAAAUAUGAAGUUUAAAAAAUAGUCUAAAUCGAAUACCGGUAUUUCGGCGCCCGCGCGAGACGGCAGUUGAUUUCAUCAAUUCAUUGGAAAAAUAUUAUACACAUUCAUCGUCAUUCAGUUCCAUGCUGACGUCUUCACGUUGCUGUAU